UCCGUUCCUGGUAAUGAAAGCGUGACAGUCGUGUAUGUGGUGUUCACUAUCACACAAAUUGCAUCUCCACCUUCCUGGGUGUGAGUUAUGAAUAGAAUGUUGCGACUGGAGAACCGGAUCUGAAGCAAAGAAAUAACAACAAGGCAGACGUGGCAGCGAUAUGCAUGCUAGUACUGUAUAGAGAGCUUCCUCCUGUGCUGUCAGCUAUGAGGAUCCUCUUUCUGGCCUGUCUCAGAGCCCACACUGGCAAUUCAACCACAGCAGAGAGAAUCAAGUAAGCAUCAGCCAGGCAGCCAUCCCUCCUAAUAUGUUUGCCAAAUGAAUUACCGGUAGUGGAGGCAGCAUGCCAAGCUACAGCUUGGUCAUUGAACAUUAUAUAUAUAUUUAAAUAAUGUGCAGCCUUUUCCCAGGGAUCAUCUUGAAGCAGCUGGACAUCAAUGUGUGCUGAAAGAUGCUACAUCAAUAGAGAAUCCAUUUGAAGUAGCAAAGCUAAUCUCUAAAGAUAUGUUUGAUGCAGGACUGGUCAUUCAUCUGUAUAAAGCAGGCAGAUUUAUGCUGGGCACCAGAAUCCCAUUUGGGGCUAUAUUUGGGGGAACAGAUAUCAAUGAAGAUGUUAAAAAUGAAGAGAAAUUUCGUGUGAUGGGAGCUGUGCUUGAUGAAGCCAGGUUUGCUGUGGCAUUUACUUACAAGAUCAAAGAAAUUGCUGCAACGCACUGGCCACAUGCAAUGCACAAAAUACAUAUCACACCUCAAGGGAUUUUAACAAUGCCAAAUGUAUAUUUCAGCUGUGAAACAUUUCUACAUGAUGCAGGAAUUCAGCAAAAUUUAGGGAAUUUGAAAAUCUUUGUCCUGAUCUGUGGUCUUAGGAGAGUCAAAGAUCCGCUUUAUCUGGUAGAAGAAUUUGCAGAAUGGCAUGAAAGGAAUCCCAAUGUUUGCUUGUUGAUUAUUGGACCAACGGUUGAUCCAGUGUUUACACAAGAGGUGAAAAAGAAAAUAGAACACAAUAAUGGGGUUCAUCUUAUUGAGGAAAUUCCUCAAGAAAAUCUACAAGCCUUUAUCAGUUGCUGUUUUGCAAUUGUAAACAGCUCUUUGUCUGAAGGGAUGUCAGCAGCCAUAUUGGAGGCUAUGGAUUUAGAGGUCCCGGUGCUGGCAAGGGAUAUUCCUGGAAAUGCUGCAAUAAUCAAACAUGAAGAUAACGGACUUCUCUUUUCUACGCCCCAGGAGUUUGUCCAGUUGUCCAAAAGACUGAUGAACGAACCGGAUUUGAAAAGAAGAAUUAUAUCUAAUGCUAAAGAGUAUAUACAGACUCACCAUUCUUGGGAGAUAGAAAGGGAGAAAUAUCAACGUCUUGUGCUAUGUCUGAAUAAGGCCUGUUGACCGAAGCUGCUUAGAGAACAUUUUGCAACGGAGUCCACCAGAUUCGCCAACAGAUUUCUGUU
Messenger RNA from Pelobates fuscus (common spadefoot toad), 1439 nucleotides. It is a transcript of the gene GLT1D1, whose product is annotated as glycosyltransferase 1 domain containing 1. Lineage: Eukaryota; Metazoa; Chordata; Amphibia; Anura; Pelobatidae. The transcript has 12 exons. Gene Ontology annotation, molecular function: glycosyltransferase activity. The coding region runs from base 505 to 1377 and encodes 290 amino acids. The record is from RefSeq and is a predicted model, not a curated record.